AUGGACACCAUGCUUCAGGGCGGCCUGAUCAGUCUUGCAGGAAGCGGCCUGCUGUGGGCCACGGGAGAAUUGGCACGCCAGCGCGUGAAAGGUUUGAAGUCUUUCAAGAAGCUGCCGAACCUAGCAGAGGAGGACCAGGUCAUUGAGAAGCGGGUGCGAUCUGGUGGCGAGGAGAUCAAGUGGGAGAGGAUUGCUCGUCCUCUGCGGAGCGAGGUGGUGGAGGCGGAUUGGAUGCUUACUGAUGGCACUGGAGUGGAGCUGCCUGUAGAGCGCGGUUCCUCAGAACCGCUGCAGUGCCUGGAGCAGACAGGGAACCGCCUCAUUCCUGCAAACCAGAAGGGUCGUGACCGCAUGGCAGAGGAGGAGCUGGGGGAACGCCUCGUGGGCAUAGAUCGCACGGAGGAGGCACUAUUGGUUGGCAGAGUAAUCACCGCGCUGGGGGUCCUUGACACAGCAGUGGAUUAUCCAGCAGCCUUCCAGAAUGCCCCACGCAAGGGCGGCCAAAUGCUUGUGCUAAAAGUGGCAGAGGUCUCGCCCAAGCCGCUGGAGCAGCUAAUCGACGACUCCCGGCAGGCAGCCGAGAUCUGUGACAUGGGCACCAAAGUGUUGGCAGUGAUUGGCGGCGGCAUGCUCCUUGGGGCUGGGGUGGCCUACGCGAUUGACAGCAGCAACAGGCGGCGGUGA
This is a messenger RNA of Chlorella variabilis, 684 nucleotides long. RefSeq lists its product as hypothetical. The transcript has 4 exons. Gene Ontology annotation, molecular function: ubiquitin-protein transferase activity. The coding region runs from base 1 to 684 and encodes 227 amino acids. The record is from RefSeq and is a predicted model, not a curated record. NCBI's taxonomy places the organism in Eukaryota, Viridiplantae, Chlorophyta, Trebouxiophyceae, Chlorellales, Chlorellaceae. Gene Ontology annotation, biological process: protein ubiquitination; organelle organization.